Molecule: messenger RNA, 2184 nt
Organism: Monomorium pharaonis (pharaoh ant)
Lineage: Eukaryota; Metazoa; Arthropoda; Insecta; Hymenoptera; Formicidae
Exons: 5
Coding region: 275-1954 (559 amino acids)
Source: RefSeq, a predicted model, not a curated record
GUAGCCUGCGCGUGAGCAUCUGCGAGAGAAGCACGGACGUGUGUAUACUGUGUUCAAAAUUGCUGUGAGUACUGAAAAUCUAUACGUGUACGUAACGGAAACUAUAGAUUUUCAGUACUGACAGCAAUUUUGAAACACAGCCUAAACCGUCACGAGUCCGUCGAUCAGUGGACUUUUCUGGCCACAACCACAACUACAAAGAAAAGUGAAAAACUUCGAGUGUGCGUGAACACGUUGUGUCAUUUUCCGGUGCUUUUUUUUACAACAUUUUAACAUGGAAGAUAGACCGCAACACAGACGUACUUGGCGUCGUGCUGCUCGUAUUGAAGCAGUCAGGCGAUUGAAUCUUCAACGUAUCUCAGAAAGAGCUGCACAAAUAGAAAUUGCUAAUAAUAACACGAAUCUCGCAGGCAAUGGCAUGCCGCAGGCAGAAUACCCCAAUAAUUAUGUCGAUAAGAGUAAUGACAUUGAAGAAGAAAAUUUCGAUCUGCACGAUGCAUUGGUGGAUCACAACAUUGAUUUUGAAGAAAAUGACGAGUCAAGUGAUGACAAUGAGUAUAGUGAGAAUCCAGACAUUAUAGUAGAAGAUGAGGAAAAUAUGUGGAUCAAUCAAAUUAAUCUUGAAAACGAUCUCAUUGUAAAUGAUAGACGAAUUAGUGCGUAUUUGUUGAGGAGUCUUAAGAUAUGGGGAAUAGGACAUGUAAGGGGACAGAAAAUUAAUGAGUUAUUACAAAUCCUAAGCGUUGUCUUCCCAGAACUUCCAAAGGACUACAGAUCUCUUCUAAGUACUCCUCGAAGCAUACCUGUGAAAAAUAUUGGAAAUGGACAAUUGUGGUACAAGGGUAUCAGAUCCAAUAUUCGAUCAAAAUUGUCAAAGGAAUAUUUUGCUGCUAAUCAAGAAAUUGUGAUGGAUGUCAAUAUUGAUGGAAUGAAACCCUUUCCGCAGAGUCAUUCUCAAAAAGAAUUUUGGCCUAUUUUGGGGAAUUUUGCCAAUCAGGAUGCACCAUUUAUUAUAGCAGUAUUUUAUGGUGACGGCAAACCUAAUAACUUGAAUCUAUUUCUGGAAGAAUAUGUUGCAGAAGUGUCUGAUCUUCAAGAAAAUGGUUUUGAAUUUAAUGAGACUAUUUAUCCGUUUAGAGUAAGAAAUUAUGUUCUGGACGCCCCUGCUCGAGCUUUCGUCAAAUACUGCAUCGGGCAUGGUGGAACUUUUGCCUGUGAAAAGUGUUGCGUCAGAGGUUGCAGGUAUAGAAGUCGCGAAAUUUUUAUUGAUAUGAAUGCCAAUCUUAGAUCUGACGAAUCAUAUAAUGUCAGAGAAAACCCUGAACAUCACACUGGUGUGUCACCAUUAGAAAGGAUUGGAACUGGAAUGGUCUCCCAAUUACGAUACGUACGAUAUGAUACGUUGGCGAAGGAAAAUAUUCCUGCAACGGUAUUCAAUGAAUCACAAAAGAAGCAAUUUAAAGCAACUUGUAUCAAAUUGAUAAGUGAUAAUAAAUUCAGUCCAACGAAAAACCUUGGUGAAGCAUCUUCUUUAUAUAAAAUUGUCGUAGAUGAUGAUAAGUAUUCAUCAGAUUCAGUCGCAUCAACAGAACAGAAUACUCCGUUUUAUACCCAACAGAAUACAUUUUUGGAUAAAUCAAAGGAGAAAAUUUCAAGAAAUUUCAUGUCGUUACAGAACACCAAUUCAUCCGAAUCAGUAUAUUCGGGAUCCAGUGUCGAAAUGGUGAAAAUGGAAUUACUCCAUGAAUUGAACAGUAAGCUGGAUUUUAUCAUGAUUCAAAAUCAGCGACUCAUGAAGAAGCUAUAUCCGGAAGAAAUUGCGCUCAAGAGACCUAAUAAUGUUCCAUCUCUCCCACUCCAAUCUGAGGAUGAUUUCGAAAAUUUCGAAAAAUUCUUGCAAAGUGAAAUUAAUUUCAUCAGCACAGUGGAUUUUUUUCCAUGCGCUUGUUCUUGAUUGUGUGAUGGAGGGAAAGGCAACAGGAAAAUUAAUGAGACGAUGUAUAUCGAACCGUCUCUCCAGAAUGAUGAGUUGGAGUGGGACCAACAAAACAAAACUUAACUUCCAGAAAUCAAAAUUAAAAGAAGUAAUAUUUUGUUCACUUCUCAAGUUGUAUCCUGGUAGUAAACUCUUAGAAGCCGAGGCUACUAUGAAAAGAUGGUUAAACACGAGUGCACAGCGCUUGG